CUCCCCCUCUCCCUUCUCCUCCCCCUACUAUCAGCUACCUCCACCAUCUUACACACACACACACACGGACAGAUACCCGGACAGACUCAUCCAUAGCAUACAUUCAGCAUGAGACUCGACGCCAAAGGAGUCCGCUACCUCUCGAAGGAUGAGGCGCGCGUGCUGACCGCCGUUGAGAUGGGAUCCCGCAACCACGAGGUCGUCCCAAGCAACCUGGUGGUUAGCAUUGCGUCCUCGCAGCCCAGCAAGACGCUGCGCAUUUUGAUCGAGCUGAUGCGCAAGAACAUGGUCGCCAAGGAGCCCCAUGUCCACUAUGAGGGCUACCGCCUGACCGCUGGUGGCUACGAUUACCUUGGCCUGCGCACCUUCGCCUCGCGCAACAUCGCCGUCUCGGUUGGCAACCAGAUCGGUGUCGGCAAGGAGUCCGACAUCCACAUUGUGGCCGACGAGCACGGCACCCAGAUGGCCUUGAAGAUCCAUCGCCUCGGUCGCACGUCCUUCCGCAGUGUGCGCAACAACCGCGACUAUCUGCGCCACCGGAAGUCCGCCUCCUGGCUCUACCUGUCGCGCUUGGCCGCGGCCAAGGAGUUCGCCUUCAUGCGCAUCCUCUAUGAGAAUGGCUUCCCCGUGCCGAAGCCGAUCGACGUCAACCGGCACAUGGUCAUCAUGGAGCUGAUCGAUGCGUAUCCCCUCUGCCAGGUCAGCGAGGUGGCCAACCCGGGGAAGUUGUACUCCACCCUGAUGACCCUCAUCGUGCAGCUGGCCCUGGUGGGACUGAUCCACUGUGACUUCAACGAGUUCAACCUCCUGCUGACGGACGAUGACAAGCCCAUCAUCAUCGAUUUCCCGCAGAUGAUUUCCACCUCCCACCCGAAUGCCGAGAUGUACUUCGACCGCGAUGUCGAGUGUAUCCGGGUAUUCUUCCGCCGGCGCUUUGCCUUCGAGGGUGAGGACUGGCCGCGCUUCGAGCGGGACGUCCUCCGGCCCAUGCGCCGCGCGGAGAAGCGCUACGAACGCUACCUGGCUCGGCAGCAGGCCGGCGCCGGGGCCGGCCUCAGCGACCCCUUCGCCGAGAUCGAUGCCGCGGUGGCCGGCGAUGGUGAAGUCGAAAUCACCGAGGCCGAGGCCGUCACGCAGUAUCUGAGCACUGUCAUGCGCGAUGGGGCCUUCGACUUCGGGGUCGGGUCCUCGCUCGGGUCUUCGCUCGGCGGCGGGGACAGCCACGCCGGCGAAGCCAUCACCAGCGACAAUGACACGGAUCACUCGGACACCGAGGACGAGGACGAGGACAGCGACGAGUACGACGAGGAUGAGGAGGACAGCGAUGACGAGCCCAUCGGCGUGGUGCGCAUGCGCGCCCCGGUCCGUCUUGAUGUGGCCGUCGAGGCUUCCGGCUUCAUCAAGUCCAAGCAGCUGUCGGAGUUUGAUGAUCUGUACAACCAGCUCAUGGGCGAUCAGUCGGGGCAGCAGGCAGACGACAAUGACGACUAUGCCUAUGCCUAUGCCGAGGGCAGCCCCUCCGACGAGGGCAGCCCCUCCGACGAGGAAGCUGACUCCGCCAGCGAGGCCGAGGAGGAUGCCGGCAGCAGUGCCCAGAGCGCCAGCGACACCGAGGGCACCAGCGAUGUGGAGCAGGCCAUUGCCCAGGUGGCCAUUUCCGAGGAGGCUGAGCCGGCCGCCAUCCCCCAGCAGGCUGCUCCGGCUCAGCCCUUCAGCAUGGAUCAUGCGCCGUCGAACCGCGGCCUGAAGCCCUUCCGCUCGAACGAUGUGCAGAUCACGGCGUCCGCCCUGUCGACCAACCCCGAAGACCGCAUCAUGUCCCAGCAGCGGAACCCCAAGAUCAAGACCUCCCUCUCGCCGGAGGAGAUCCGCCGCCGACUGAAGGGGAAUGCUCGUGCGCCGGCCGCCCACAACAACACUGGCAAGUCGCGCAACAACCGCAACAAGAUCGGCGGCAUGGGAACAGGCAACGCCGGCCGUCGUGCCCGCGAGGCCGCUCAGGAGGUCCGGAGUGUGGCCACCGAGGGCUGGUGAGGCGUUAGCCUGGCCCCGCCCACCCCCGCUGCCACCAUGCGGCAGGAGGUGAAGGGGAAAAGGAGGCGAGCAAGUGCUGCGGGAUUCAUUUUCCCUCUUGCCCUGUCCCCCUCCUACCCGCCUCCCUCUCCCUGGGACCCCCCCACAUAUGAGCAUGCUCCCAUGCCCAGGGAUGUUAGAAAUAGAUGUAUAGCCACGCCAGGAGAGUCGCCGGGGCUGGGCGCGUGGGGCGUGGAAAAUCAGCGGUUUAAUGUAC
This is a messenger RNA of Fonticula alba, 2290 nucleotides long. Its product is annotated as Atypical/RIO/RIO2 protein kinase. Gene Ontology annotation, biological process: maturation of SSU-rRNA; protein phosphorylation. The coding region runs from base 109 to 2034 and encodes 641 amino acids. The transcript is spliced from 7 exons. Gene Ontology annotation, cellular component: nucleus; cytosol; preribosome, small subunit precursor. The record is from RefSeq and is a predicted model, not a curated record. Lineage: Eukaryota; Rotosphaerida; Fonticulaceae. Gene Ontology annotation, molecular function: ATP binding; protein serine/threonine kinase activity.